AUUAUUUAAAGAAAAGUGUACCUCAGUUAAUUUAUUGGGAAACAGAAAUGAAUUUUUAACAAUUGCAAGAAGACCAAAAUGGGAUAACAAAAUGACAAUUCAAGAAUUUAAAAUUUAUGAAAAAAAAGAAUUUUUAGAAUGGAAAAAAAAACUAUCUGUAUUAGAAGAGUUACAUAGUUAUGUAAUAACACCUUAUGAAACAAAUAUAGAACGUUGGAGGCAAUUAUGGAGAGUAAUUGAACAUAGUGAUGUUAUUGUUCAAAUUGUUGAUGCUCGUAAUCCUUUAUUAUUUCGUUGUACAGAUCUAGAACAAUAUGUUAAAGAAGUAAAUCAUAAUAAACUACUUCAGCUGUAAAGAACAAUGGUAUUGAAUGUAGUCAAUAUGCAGAAUAUAGUUCUGAAGAAAAAAAUAACAC
Messenger RNA from Ceratosolen solmsi marchali, 416 nucleotides. RefSeq names its product nucleostemin 3 (gene Ns3). The record is from RefSeq and is a predicted model, not a curated record. Gene Ontology annotation, molecular function: GTPase activity. NCBI's taxonomy places the organism in Eukaryota, Metazoa, Arthropoda, Insecta, Hymenoptera, Agaonidae. Gene Ontology annotation, cellular component: cytosol. The transcript is spliced from 2 exons. The coding region runs from base 92 to 355 and encodes 87 amino acids.